Anthostomella pinea is the source of this 1035-nucleotide messenger RNA. The record is from the annotation of a GenBank genome assembly. Lineage: Eukaryota; Fungi; Ascomycota; Sordariomycetes; Xylariales; Xylariaceae.
AUGACGGACGAGAUAUCCUUCCUGCCCCUCGGCGCCAUAAUCCAGAGCCUCACCAUCGGCGGCGUCAACAUCGUGCAGGGUUUCCCGAAGCAAGACCAAUACGUAUCGCACAACGCGCCCUUCUUCGGCGAGACCAUCGGCCGCGUCGCGAAUCGCAUCUCCUACGCCAAGAUCACCUCCCUCAACGGCGGCAAGUCGUACCCGCUGGCCGCCAACAACGGGCCCAACACCCUGCACGGCGGCCCCAAGGGCUGGGGCAAGCGCCUGUGGAACGGCCCGAAGCCCGUCGGGGUGCGCCAGAUCCCCGGGCUGGAGGGGGGCGAGCUCAAGGGCGGCGAGAGCGUCGAGUUCGUGCUCACGAGCGAAGAUGGCGAUGAGGGCUUUCCCGGGGAGGUUGUUGCCAAGGUCGUCUAUACGACGGGCAAGAUAGUCGAGGGCGGGAAGGAGGUCACGAUCCUGGGGAUGGAGUACGAUGCCGAGCUCGUCAGUGGUGCGGAGGAGACCGUCAUCAACAUGACGAACCACUCGUACUUCAACCUCACAGGCGGCCCAACAAUCGAAGGCACAGUAGUCAAGCUCUGCACCGGCGCCUACCUCCCCGUCGAUGACGGCGGCAUCCCCACCAGCGGCCCGAAACGCUACCCCGGCGUCGCUACGGACAAGACCUUCACCCUCGGCCCCCGCGAGCCCGACAUCGACGACUGCUUCGUAGUCGACGCCUCCGCAUCCCCCAGCUCUGUGGCCCUCGACACGCGCACCCAGCCGCUGAAGAAGCUGGUUGAGGCGCACCACCCGGCCUCCGGGAUCCACCUCGAGGUCCUCAGCACCGAGCCCGCCUUCCAGUACUACACGGGCAAGUACAUCGACGUGCCUGAAGUCGAGGGCGUGGCGGCGCGGGGCCCGCGGAGCGCUUUCUGCGUCGAGCCGAGCCGGUACGUGAAUGCGUGCAAUUUCAACGAGUGGAAGAGCCAGAUGCUGCUGGAGAAGGGCAAGAAGUACGGCUGCCGGAACGUGUACAAGGCGUGGAAGGAAUAG